Molecule: messenger RNA, 1137 nt
Organism: Hordeum vulgare subsp. vulgare (domesticated barley)
Lineage: Eukaryota; Viridiplantae; Streptophyta; Magnoliopsida; Poales; Poaceae
Product: 3-ketoacyl-CoA synthase 6-like
Exons: 3
Coding region: 1-1137 (378 amino acids)
Biological process (GO): fatty acid biosynthetic process
Cellular component (GO): membrane
Molecular function (GO): acyltransferase activity, transferring groups other than amino-acyl groups
Source: RefSeq, a predicted model, not a curated record
AUGCCUGCUCUCUUUGUCUCCAAUGGUGGAGAGUGGAACACGAGUUCUUAUAACAAAAGGAUGGAAGGCAUGCACGACUACUGUAAACUGAAGCACAACUCUCAAUCCAGGGAAACAUUAGUCGAAUUUUCUUCCACAAUAGAAAUAGGCAGCAUUAUUCUACCAAAGCCACCGGAAAAUGUUUCAUGUCCAGCGGACCACAUACUCGUCGUCAACUGCAGCGCCUUCAGCCUCACGCCGUCCUUCGCCGACAUGGUCGUUAAUAAGUACAAGCUGCGAGGCCACAUCCGCGGCGUGCACCUGUCCGAGAUGGGGUGCAGUGGCAGGCUGAUAUCGGUGGAGCUUGCGAGGAACCUCCUGCGGUCGGCGCCUCCAGGCGCACGAGCGUUGGUCGUGUCCACGGAGACCCUGUCGCCCCUCCUCUACAUCGGGAACGAGCGGCCCAUGCCGCUGCCAUAUCGCUUGUUCAGCAUGGGCGGUGCGGCGGCGCUGCUGUCCACGUCCACUGCCGAUGCCCGAUUCCCGCUCACGUCCGCCGUGCGUACGACCACCGCGGAGGAUGACAAGUCAUACCGGUCCAUAUAUCAGGAGGAGGACGGCAAGGGGAACAAGGGCGCCGGCCUCUCCAUGGACCUGAUUGUCGUCGCCGGCCGCGCCCUGAAAGCCAACAUCACCUCCAUCGUACCAAUCGUCCUUCCAAUCUCUGAGCAGCUUCUGUUUGCGAUGUCUUUCGUGGCACAAAAAAAUUCCAGCGGGUGUGUCAAGUUGUACGUCCCCAACUUCCUGACGGCCUUUGAGCAUUUCUGCAUACACGCCGGUGGGUCUGCGGUUGUCGACCAGGUCCAGCGCAGCCUCGGCCUGUCAGACAAGCACGUCGAGCCGUCGGGGAUGACGCUGCACCGCUUCGGGAACGUGUCCAGCUGCUCGGUUUGGUAUGAGCUAGCAUAUGUCGAGGCCAAGGGCCGUAUGCGUGAGGGUGAUCGCGUAUGGAUGAUCGGGUUUGGCUCUGGCUUCAAAUGCAACAGCGCGGUGUGGGAGUGCAUCGUCCCGGACACCAAUAGCGAUGGACCAUGGGCUGGGUGCAUCCACCGAUAUCCAGUGCAGAUUAAGUCCCCAAAAGCAAAGCCACGGCGAUGA